Molecule: messenger RNA, 3776 nt
Organism: Danio rerio (zebrafish)
Lineage: Eukaryota; Metazoa; Chordata; Actinopteri; Cypriniformes; Danionidae
Source: RefSeq, a predicted model, not a curated record
GCUGUAGCUGGGGAAAUGUGUAAAUGGAGAUUGCUGGGUGAUUUGUUAAAUGUCUGCGUGUUUUUGUUUUUUUUUUUCUUUCAGGUGAUCCUGAUUCUGACAAAACUGUUCGACUUUAACUUGGGAACCGUGACUGAGAGUUCACUCUGGAGGUCGGUCGAUUUCGGCACGACGUACGAGAAGCUGACAGAUAAAGUGAUGAUCAGAACGAUGCUGAGCUAUCUGUACGUCUGUCCGACCAAUAAGAGAAAGAUCCUGAUUUUAUCCGAUCCAGAGGUGGAGAGUAGUUUACUUAUCAGUUCUGACGAAGGAGCCUCGUUUCAAAAGUUCAAUAUUAACUUCUACAUCAUGAGUCUUCUGUUUCACCCUACGCAGGAGAAUUGGAUACUGGCCUAUAGCCACGAUCAGAGGCUCUACAGCUCUGUGGACUUCGGGAAGAAGUGGAUUCUUGUUCACGAGCGAGUAACUCCAGGGCGAUUUUACUGGGCGCUGAGUGGUCUGGAUAAAGAGGCAGACCUGGUGCACAUCGAGGCUCGAACUGACAGCGGACAAAUGCAGUAUAUUACCUGCCGAGCACAAAAGUGUUCAGAGGAGGGUAGGCAGUAUCCAUUCAUUGGCCGAAUUGACACCAACUCACUUGUGGUGCAGGACCAAUACAUCUUCUUACAGCUAACUACAGCAGGAAGAACUACAUACUUUGUGUCCUAUCAACGAGGGCCCUUUAGGACCAUACAGCUCCCUAAAUACUGUCUGCCCAAAGACAUGCACAUUGUCAGUACAGAUGAGGGCCAAGUGUUGGCAGCCGUGCAGGAGUGGAACGAAAAUGACACCUACAGUCUGUACAUCUCUGACACACCUGGUGUCUACUUCACCCGCUCGCUCCCAAACCUCAGAACAUCCCGCGGCCUCGCAGGAAACCUCAUCGUAGAUGUCUACAAGGUUUCCGGCAUAAGUGGGAUGAUAAUAGCCAAUAAGAAAGAAGAUGCACAGAUGAGAACAUAUAUCACCUACAACAAAGGCCAGACAUGGAGUUUACUACAGCCUCCAGCCAAAGACACUACAGGACAUGACGUCAACUGCAACCUGCCGUCGUGCUCCCUGCACCUUCACCUGCAGAUGUCUGAAAACCCCUAUACACCUGACACUAUCUCCACCAAACAAUCCGCUCCAGGGAUUAUAGUGGCCACAGGUAACAUUGGACCUGAGCUUUCCUUCUCUAAUACAGCUAUGUUUAUCUCCUCUGAUGCCGGAAACACAUGGAGACAGAUUUUUGAAGAAGAGCACAGCGUCUGGUUUUUGGACCAUGGAGGGGCUUUAUUAGCUGUUACACAGUCUGCUGUACCCACACGCUAUUUAUGGAUUAGUCUGGAUGAAGGCCGCCAUUGGGACAAACUCAGCUUUUCGUCGACACCCUUAUUUGUCGACGGGGUUUUGAUGACUCCAGAGACUGAGAAUCGCAUCAUUACAUUCUUCGGGCACUUUAGUUACCACUCCGACUGGCAGCUGAUAAAGAUUGACUACAGCUCCCUGUUUGGGCGGAAAUGCACAGACGGAGACUUUCAGACAUGGCACCUCCAUAACAAGGGUGAGGUGUGUGUGAUGGGAGAGAGACAGGUGUAUAUGAAGAGGAAGCCGGGCACGCGUUGCACUCUGGGUCGGGAGUAUUCUCGAGUCGUUUCAGCUGAGCCCUGCAUCUGCACCCUCUAUGACUUUGAGUGUGAUUAUGGGUUUGAGAGACAGACCAGUGGAAAAUGUGCACCUGCAUUUUGGUAUGAUGUCAAUUUACCGGCACACACCUGCAGUUAUGGACAGCGCUACCGCAACAGUACAGGGUACAGGAGAGUGAUGUUGAAUAACUGUAGAGAGGGUCUGAAGGAUACACUGAGUCCCAGAAUGCAACAGUGUAAACCCAUAGCACCCAGUGGCCUUCAACUGAGCACUAUUAACACACAACUCACUGCUGUACUGGGAACCAACAUCACCUUCAGAGUCGCAUUGCAAAAUGGUGACUCACUGUCGACCAGUCUCCAUGUGGACUUUGGAGAUGGCAUCUCGGUGUCAUACUCCAACAUAAGCCGCCUUGGUGACAGCAUCACACACACAUACAGGGUCGCUGGGAUAUUCAGGGUCAGCGCACGUGCUCAGAACAGCCAGGGCUCUGACAGCAGCUCGCUCUAUCUGCACAUCACCAGUCCUGUGGAGCGUAUCUUUCUUUCGGCACCGGUGGUCGUGGCCAGAGGAAGAGAAGCCAACCUGACAGCAGUGUUGUGGCCCAGUCAGCCCAGGACGGCCACCUUCUACUGGUGGUUCAAUAACAACACUGAGCCCCUGAUCACACUGGAAGGAAGCGUUUCACACACGUUCACGCGAGAGGGACUGAACCCUGUCACAGUACAGGUGUCGGCGGGAGGUACAGUCCUACAGGAUGUGAAAAUCAUCACCGUCAAAGAUGUCUUUCGUUCUUUGCUUCUGUCGUUUUCUCCAAACCUGGAAGAGCACAACCCGUCUGUUGCCGAGUGGAGACAGGACGUGGGGCGUGUUGUCAGGGCAACGCUCGCUCAGGUCUGCAGCUUCCCUGAGGACCAGUUGUUGGUGUCUGUGUUUCCUGGAUCUCCAACAGCUGCUGAGCUCUUUAUCCUACCCGAGACCAACCAGUCAGCAUUCAGAUCACACACAGAGGAACAACUUAAUAAGAUGUCGGAGGUCUUCAUGAACGCUUUAAAUCAGAACCUGAUCCAGUUUGAUCUGAAGCCUGACACGCGGGUCACUGUGUCUUUGUCUCAGCUCACAUUGGCACCUCUGGUGGACUCCAGUGUUUUGCCCAGUGGCUCUGCCAUGCUCUUACUGGUUUCUCUGGGCCUGCUGGGAUUGGCCAUUCUCUUCAUCUACAAGUUCAAACGUAAGAUUCCUUGGAUCCACGUUGAGACAGAAGACAGCCAUGAGAAAGAGCCUGAGAUGAUCAGCGCUGUCGGACAGGAGAAGAACGGCACACGUACAACAGCCACUUCCUUCACGUCUUGCAGUGCACACAACACACACACACCGUGUCCAUUAAACACAGGAACACACAACAGCUUCAGCCAUCUGCCACCACCAAGAGAACUGAUGGAGAAAGAGCUGGAGGCUCACAGCACAGGCGGCCUUGGGGCUGGAGAACGCUUAAGGACCAGACAAAUUCCAAACUGCACCAAUGUCUGAAAUGAUGAAGGUUUGAUGAUGAAACAUCAAUUGUAUUAGAUGUAUAAUUAUAAAGUUUUUUAUGAAGGGAUAGUACACCCAAAGAUUUAUUCAUCCUCAGGCCAUCUAAGGUAGAACACGAGAGAAGAUUUUUAGCUGUAGCUACAGUUCUUGAUAAUUCAUAAAAUGCAAGUCAACUGUUACUGACAAUCUAAGAGUAUGAAAACAUAUACAGGUAAAACAAAACUCAUACACGUGGCUCCUGGUGAUACAUUGAGCUCUUAUUAAGCAAAACUGAGCAUUAUUUGUAGCUUUAUUAUCUUUAACCCGCAUCGUCUGCAAACAAAAUGCAUGAGGCUGAAAAGAUAAAAGAUAAUACUGUCAAUAAUGUUUAGUUUCAGUUCAGACUGCAUGAUUUUAGCCCUGACUUUGACUCGCUGACAGAUUUUGAGAAAUCGCAGACAAAUGCCUGAAAUCACAGCCAAAUUGGUGUUGUUCAGGUGAGUAACAACUAUCAAAGACACGAUCUGAGAAUCGCUGAUGAGUCGCUGACACCCGUCAGAUAUUUGUCAUGCUAAAUAUCUGAAGCUGUCUGCGAU